GUAAUCUCUCUUUAUAUAUGUGAAUUUUAAAAUGAAGGUUUAUUCUGUUUUUAGCUUGAUAACUACAUUACAAUGUCAGCUUCGUAUGGUUUACCUGGUGGGUCGGAUUUGAUACAACUUAACUGGAACAGCAAUUGGGGCAAUGACAAGUCUAAUGGAAGAAAACCUGCCAAAAGUAAUUCAACCAAAGGUUCAAAAAUUCUAUCACCACCAAAAAAGGAUCUUACAAUAGAAGAUUUAAGCCACUCUUUCAUUUGUGGUGUAUUGGCACCGAUUCUUGAUAGAAAAAGCAACAAUAAUAAUAAUGUGUUGGGUUUGGCUAGAAUAAUGGAAUUCAAGGAGGAUACUAUUGUGUAUUUGGAAAACUGUUUUUAUGGUGAUGGUAGUCCAGCUACAGAUUUUUUGGCAAGGUUUGUUGCUGAGAAGCCAGAUGUUACGAUAUCUGAGUUAAGGCGCUGUUUAAGUCACAAGGGCUUACCAAAAGAAGCGAUUGAUGCAAUAGCUUCAUAUGAUGAUUUAGAGAUAAUUGAUGAUAUACUGCCAUUACAUCUAGAUGAUUUAGCCUCAAAGUUGACAACACGUGGAAGAACAAAUUGUGACUGGGAGUAUGUGGCUUUAUGGUUUGGUUACCAGGAGCAAAUUUCAUUACUGAAAGCAUCAGUUCCAAGAAGUGUUGAAAGUGCUACGGUUGAAUUAAUAAGUUUAAUAAAAACACAACGACCAGGCAUGAAAGUGAAGUCAAUGAUCGCGUCUUUGGAAUUAAUAUGUAAUGAUGAAGCUGCAAACGCCCUUAAAUCUCAAUUAAACAAAAAGGUGUAAUCUCAUUGUAUGUACAUUGAUAUUUAAGCUCACUUAACUCAACAUUAUGUAUAUUGUGAUAUUUUUUUCAACCAAUAUGGAAAAUCUUGUUAAUUUUUAUAUUUUGUACGUUUCUCAAAUAAAACUGCAUUUUCUGAACAAAUUAAUACGCCUACAUAUUUGUUUUGCAUGUAUGUGGUGAACGUACUACUUUUCGAUGUUUAAUCACUGCACUGUCUAAACAAGUUCAAAAAUGUAUGGCAGGUGAUAUAAGUUCUUGAAAAAAAAGUGUUUUUUUUUGACAUUAUAUAUACAUCUUUAGUGUAUUAUAUAAAUGUGUUUAUAAUUAUAUUUAUGUAAUUCUAAUUGUUACAACAACAAAAUUUUUUGAGUUGUGAACAGCACUCUGCAAGGCUUUACAUUAUAUGAUUAUGUAUCAUUAUAUCAAAAUAUUGCUGUAAAACUAAAUGUAAGGUAAAAUAUUAUAUAAUGGAUAUACAUAAAGGUCGAAAAAAAGAAUGUAUAUAAAAUGCUUA
This is a messenger RNA of Hydractinia symbiolongicarpus, 1334 nucleotides long. RefSeq lists its product as uncharacterized. The transcript is spliced from 2 exons. Bases 73 to 819 code for a protein of 248 amino acids. NCBI's taxonomy places the organism in Eukaryota, Metazoa, Cnidaria, Hydrozoa, Anthoathecata, Hydractiniidae. The record is from RefSeq and is a predicted model, not a curated record.